ACCAAUAAGAGGAAAUUUAUCGAUCAAAAUUAGCUUAAGUUGAUCAUCCGCUUCAUUAUCAUCAUUUAAUAACGUGCUUUCUAUAGAUUUCUUUGCAUUUUUUUACUGUACAUCGAUGCGAUAUGUUUUUAAUUAACUAUAUGAAAUGUUGCGUCGUUUACUAGGUGUAAGAAGAUUAUUUAGAAUGCCUGUAACUGAGACUGGGGAUCAAUAUUCUGUUUGGGUGGGGUUAAUUUAUAUAUUUAAUUUGAUUGUGGGCACUGGAGCUCUUACACUACCUGCUGCAUUUGCUAGAGCAGGAUGGGGACUCAGUACAAUAUCUCUUCUCUUUCUUGCAUUCAUGAGCUUUAUGAACGCAACAUAUGUUAUAGAGACUUUGGCAUGUGCUAAUGCUGUAUUUAAAUGGAAAAGAUUACAAUUCAUUAAAAGGAAUAGUAUCCAAGAUCAUGAAUCAGAUGAAGAGCCGAGUUCCUCACAGCACCAUUACGGUGAACUGGAGGACCCUCUUGUGUGCGGUGAAUCAAUCCCCUCCAGAUAUUACAGUCUGGAUAAAAGAGUAGAACUGGGAGAAAUGGCAAACCUAUUCCUCAAUAAAAGUGGACGCACAAUGUUUUACUGCACUUUAUGUGUAUAUUUGUAUGGAGAUCUUUCAAUAUAUUCAGCUGCAGUAGCCAAAUCUAUGAUGGAUAUUGUAUGUUCAACAGUACCAGCUAAUGCAAGCAACACAACAGAUUGGGACGCGCUGCCGUGUUUCAAUGUGUCGUCCACAGCGCCAGACGCGUACACCCGCCUCGACUGCUACCGGGUCGCGUUGUUGACGUUCUUCGCAGUCACUGGACCAUUCAUCUUCUCUAAUGUGCAGAAGACGAAGUAUCUCCAGCUGUUUACAUCGGGCAUGAGGUGGCUCGCUUUUGCGAUUAUGAUAUCAAUGGCGAUUUACCUGCUUAUCGGUCACGGGCCUCAGGGUAAACCUCCGGCCUUCGACUUCACGGGCAUGCCCACGCUGUUCGGCGCCUGCGUGUACUCCUUCAUGUGCCACCACUCGCUGCCCGGACUCAUCAGCCCCAUCCGCGGCAAGAACCGCCUCGGCCUCCAUCUGGCUCUGGACUACGCCCUCAUCAGCAUCUUCUACCUCCUUCUAGCCUUCACCGGUGCGUUUGCUUUCGCCAAACUGAGCGAUCUAUACACUCUCAAUUUCGUACCAACGGAUAAUGAAAAUAUAAUUUUAGAAAUAGUCGAAUAUUUCUUAGCUCUAUUUCCCGUGUUCACGCUCUCCACGAGCUUUCCAAUUAUAGCUAUAACCCUUAGAAAUAAUUUACAAAGUCUGUUUUUGGAUACGACGCGUCUAGAAUCGUAUAAUAUUAUAUUGAGAAAGUUACUGUUCCCAAUAAUAACAGUCGCGCCGCCGCUACUGUUGACCUACUUCUUAGAGGAUAUCGGUAUUCUAAUUAAGUUUACGGGCUCGUAUGCGGGAACCGGUAUUCAAUAUCUGAUGCCCACAUUUCUAGUGCUUUCUGCGAGACGGCACUGUACAAAUUUGUUAGGUCUAGGUGUUGUUAAUAAAUACAAGAGCCCUUUUUCGCACAUAGCCUGGGCUGUGUUUGUCUUGCUUUGGUCUUUCAUGUGUAUUAUAUUAGUGUCCGUGAAUAUUUUUGAGAAAAAUUCAUGACGUUGAUGAUCUCAAAGUUGUACCAAAGGUUAUUGGGGUCGUGUUUCAUUCGAGAGGUAACAAUCGAUUGUAUUGCCGAAUAUUUUUACGGUCUUGAAUUAAAUUUUCAGAUGUUACGGUAUUUACUAAUUAAUUGUGAAUCGGUAUUUAACAAAACAUUCGUACAUACCUAUAGAUUUCACUCAUUUUUGCCAAAAGUCGUAAAUAAAAAAAAAAAUUACGACCAAUGAUAAUUGGCUGCGAUGACGUCACGUGUAUUUAACCAAUCGGAGUGAAAUCAACAGAUCCAUUAACUACCAAACAAUAAAACCUCGGGCACAGACAAAAAAAAUCCU
Papilio machaon (common yellow swallowtail) is the source of this 2004-nucleotide messenger RNA. Its product is annotated as transmembrane protein 104 homolog. NCBI's taxonomy places the organism in Eukaryota, Metazoa, Arthropoda, Insecta, Lepidoptera, Papilionidae. The coding region runs from base 146 to 1669 and encodes 507 amino acids. The record is from RefSeq and is a predicted model, not a curated record. The transcript is spliced from 5 exons.